Molecule: messenger RNA, 864 nt
Organism: Trichogramma pretiosum
Lineage: Eukaryota; Metazoa; Arthropoda; Insecta; Hymenoptera; Trichogrammatidae
Product: protein ANTAGONIST OF LIKE HETEROCHROMATIN PROTEIN 1-like
Exons: 4
Coding region: 1-864 (287 amino acids)
Source: RefSeq, a predicted model, not a curated record
AUGAAUUGUCAAGACGUAAUAAAUCUUUAUCAAAUUUGGAACGUGUACCAAGAAGUUGUGGCAGCGAACGAAGAAAAUAAUAGAAAUAGAGUCAGGCGAUGGUGGGCAAAACCACACAUUAGGCACAACUAUCUACAAGGAUACGGCGGUUAUAGAAGCGUAUUCCUUUACUUCAAAUUGAACGACGAAGAAGAGUUUUAUAGAUUUACAAACCUGACAAUUCAUCAGUUUAAUUUUGUUUUUGAAAUUUUGAAACCGUUUCUUGUUAAAAGAAGUAGAAGACCACCUUUACCUGCUCAACUCCGAUUUGCAGCUGUGUUAAACUAUCUCGCUAAAGGUGACAGCCAAUUAAAAAAUGCUUGGUUCACUUCAAUUGGAGAGUCAACAAUGUAUGCCAUUGUACCUGAGGUGUGCAAAAUCAUAUCUCAACAACUUGUACCAAGAUAUGUACGCCAGCCUUCAUCAGCUGAUUUCAAGAGAGUCGCUGAAGAAUUUGAACAAGUAUUACACUUUCCCCACUGUAUAGGAACCAUUGAUGGAAGACAUUGUCCAAUUCGACAACCUAAGCACUCAGGAAGUGCUUAUUACAAUUAUAAAAAAUUUUUUAGCCUGAAUAUGAUGGCCAUCUGUGAUGUUCAUCAACGGUUCUUGAUGUUUAAUUUGGGAGGAUAUGGUUCCUUCAAUGAUGCGUUUACCUUCAACAACAGUGAUAUUUGUGAAAUGUUGCAAGAUAAUCAAGCCAUCCCUAUUCCAGAACUGUUACCUAAUUCAAAUAUUAUGGCACCAUAUUAUCUAAUAGGAGAUGGUGGCUUUCCCAAUGAAUAUUUUCAACUUCCGAUUGAGUCAUAUCAGGCAAAAAAUUGA